CACGGCCCAGCGCGCCCCCGACCCCGGGCCCCGCCGCCGCCGCCGCCGCCAUGGCCCGGCCGCUGGUGCCCAGCUCGCAGAAGGCUCUGCUGCUCGAGCUCAAGGGGCUGCAGGAGGAGCCGGUGGAGGGCUUCCGGGUGACCCUGGUGGACGAGGGCGACCUGUACAACUGGGAGGUGGCCAUCUUCGGGCCCCCCAACACCUACUACGAGGGCGGCUACUUCAAGGCACGCCUCAAGUUCCCUAUCGACUACCCCUACUCCCCGCCAGCCUUCCGGUUCCUGACCAAGAUGUGGCAUCCCAACAUCUACGAGACGGGGGAUGUGUGCAUCUCCAUUCUCCACCCCCCAGUUGAUGAUCCCCAGAGUGGGGAGCUGCCCUCAGAGCGCUGGAACCCUACGCAGAACGUCAGGACCAUCCUGCUGAGCGUCAUCUCCCUCCUCAACGAACCUAACACCUUCUCGCCGGCGAACGUGGAUGCCUCUGUGAUGUACAGGAAGUGGAAAGAGAGCAAAGGCAAGGACCGGGAGUACACGGACAUCAUCAGGGCCCCGAGGAGACAGAGCGGUGACCUGUGGGCCCGUGUCUCCCGCAGGAAGCAGGUCCUGGGGACCAAGGUGGACGCAGAGCGGGACGGCGUGAAGGUGCCCACCACGCUGGCUGAGUACUGUGUGAAGACCAAGGCGCCAGCGCCCGACGAGGGCUCAGACCUCUUCUACGACGACUACUACGAGGACGGCGAGCCCGAGGCUGAGGCCGACAGCUGCUUUGGGGACGACGAGGACGACUCCGGCAACGAGGAGUCCUGACAGGGCGACCCCAAGAAUAAACGUACAGAUUUUACCUCAGCAGCCCCGGACUGUGUGGCGAGACUGCCCCAUGGGAGGGGUGCUGCCCGGCCCCCUGGGUGGUCUCCUCCCGGGCGUCGCCCUCCCUUCCCGCGCGUGUGUCCCGGGUCCCUUGCAGCCCGCCAGGUGGGGCGGGCCUGGGCGGCGGUGGCCUGAGGGACGCAGACCCGCCCGUGUGCGUGUUCAGCUCCUGCUGGCUGAGCCAGAGACUUGGGCCUGCGGCUCGCGCUGACGGAUUCACUUGUGGUCACCUCUUCUCUCUGCUUUGGUUUGUUUGGAAUCUAAAUAAAACGACUUUAUGAGAAGCUACAGAACCAACUGUCCUUGGCCUUCCCGAAGGACCGCAGAGAGCGGUGGGCCACCAGGUGCCCCUUCGGGCCAGGUCACGGCCCCAGAUUCUUGGGGCCAGCUGGUCUGCUGGCGGGGCCGGCCAUCAGGCCCCAGGCGGCCCCUCUGUGGCCGCAGCACCCCCAAGGAGUCCUGUGUGCUGGUGUCACCCAGGCCCGGUGGCUUCAUUUCAGUGUAACUGUUAAGUCCAGAGUGGCCUGGGCUCAGGGUCAGAUGGCAUCAGGACUGAGGUCCCCCCUUGGGUCAGACGAGCACACGCCCAGCCUGACCAGUCACUGCGCCUGGGGCUCAGACAACCCCACACAGGUGGGGGACGGGCCAGAGGGGCAGGUACAUCCAGGGUGCACACAGAUCCCCACGGCGGCCUGCACACGCCUUUCCCGGUUUGCCCUCGCGGUCUGGUGGUGUUUUAACCUGAAUGAUGUUUCUCCAUUAAAACGUGGAAGGUUUCACUCUU
This is a messenger RNA of Felis catus (domestic cat), 1653 nucleotides long. RefSeq names its product cell division cycle 34, ubiqiutin conjugating enzyme (gene CDC34). Bases 51 to 809 code for a protein of 252 amino acids. Gene Ontology annotation, molecular function: ubiquitin conjugating enzyme activity. Lineage: Eukaryota; Metazoa; Chordata; Mammalia; Carnivora; Felidae. The record is from RefSeq and is a predicted model, not a curated record. The transcript is spliced from 5 exons. Gene Ontology annotation, biological process: ubiquitin-dependent protein catabolic process; protein polyubiquitination.